UCUCGUAAAUGAUUGCUCAUCUAAACCUUGAGAGCAAGAUCUAGAACUUCUUCUUAUCACAGUGGCAUUUCAGCGUCUUUCUUCUUUGAGUCGUGGUUUUCAUAAAAUGGCCUCAAAACCAAGAAUAAAUGUAGAUGUGGUCAGCGAUGUUAUCUGACCCUGGUGUUGGGUUGGGAAGAGGAAAAUGGAACUCGCCAUGGACUCCUUGAAAGACAAGUUUGAUUUCCAUGUGCGAUGGGAGCCAUUCUUCCUCAAACCCAACACUCCACCAGAGGGAAUUCCCAAACCAGCAGCCUACACUGACCCAAAUAACCCAAGAGUUGCCUCUCUGAUCCAAAGUGGAGCUGAGAUUGGAUUACAGUUUACCCAUAAAUGCCCUGUAUUUCCAAACACACUGAAGGCACAUGCAUUGAUGGAAUAUUCAAAAGAAAUUGAUAAUGGUCAGAAACAAAAUGACGUGGCGGAAAAACUAUUCAAGAAAUAUUUCACGGACGGAGAGAAACUAUCUGACGAGACUUUACUUGAAGUAGUACAAGAUGCUGGUUUAAGUAAAGAUGGAUUUUUAAGUUAUGUCACUAAUCCUGAUAAUCUGGAGAAAGUAGUCAGCAAGGCCGCCAGUUGGUCAUCCAAAGGAAUAUCAGGUGUGCCAACGUUUUACAUGAACGGUCAUAAGAUGUUUUCAGGGGCCCAAGAUCCUCACACUUUCAGCAGAAUGUUUGAAAUCGCAGCAACAAAAUUCCCUCUUCAGUCUGAGAGCAAAAAUUAAAGGACAAAGGCACUGAAAUCAAGAACAUUCGAUAUAAAUAACACAGUGAUUGCUUAUAUAUAUCUAUGUUUUAAUUUGAUAAAGACAAUAUGAAUGUAUACAUGAUAUAAAGAAUCAUGACAACUCUAUCAUAAACAGAUCGAAAAAGGAAUUUCAAAAAUUUCUGUCUAUCAACAAACACGUACACUGAAACAAAACUUCAGAACUGGAUAAAAAAUUAUUCAAAAUACUUUGUUAAAACAUAUUUAUUACGUAACUCAGGAAUGUUGAUGAACAGUCAAAUGUUUGUUGUGUACUUGUGAAUAAAUGAAGCUUUUUAUGGAAAAAAGUCUCCCAUAAAAAUUGGAUACAAAUUUUGUCACAGACAACAAAUAUUUGACUAUUCUGUUCGUUAUUGAUUAUUUUUACUUGCCAGUUGCCUGAUUUGUUGAAUAACCUUGGAUGUUUUGAGAUAGUUAUUGCUGAUAUGAUAUUUCUGGUUUUUCCUAUUCUUUUUGUUAAUUGUUUAAUCGAACAUUUUUAAGCCAAAAGGUUACCUUUGUAAACAGACUAAUAAUUGCUCGUAUUAUUCCUAACCAUAUUAAUAGCAACAUUUAUUUUGGUUUUUAUUAAAAUACUAUAAUACAGUAUGAUGUAUCUGUAUACAUAAAAAUGAAAAGUAUUUAUUUUAUUCGUAUGUAUAUCAAUGUCAUAUCAUUCAACUUAAUAUGAAUAAAUAUGCCAUACACGGUGAUACACCUACAUGUACGUGUAUAAUUAUAUUAUUAGUCUCUGUAAAGUGACAUAUUUAUGUUUGAAUCAUGCACAUGUAAUAUAGAGUUUGGCACUAGUAA
Saccostrea cuccullata (small rock oyster) is the source of this 1599-nucleotide messenger RNA. RefSeq lists its product as uncharacterized. The transcript is spliced from 4 exons. Lineage: Eukaryota; Metazoa; Mollusca; Bivalvia; Ostreida; Ostreidae. Gene Ontology annotation, molecular function: oxidoreductase activity. The record is from RefSeq and is a predicted model, not a curated record.